This is a messenger RNA of Zymoseptoria tritici IPO323, 432 nucleotides long. RefSeq lists its product as uncharacterized. The transcript has a single exon. NCBI's taxonomy places the organism in Eukaryota, Fungi, Ascomycota, Dothideomycetes, Mycosphaerellales, Mycosphaerellaceae. The record is from RefSeq and is a predicted model, not a curated record. Bases 1 to 432 code for a protein of 143 amino acids.
AUGAGCAGCGCCGACAAAGACAAGGAAGUCCAAGAGGGCAACGCCGGCUGGUUUGAGCAGGACGGAUACCGCAUCAAAGCCGAAGGAUACGACAUUCAAGAAGCUACCGAGGAGAGCACCAACGGUGUCAACGCCAGCGGCGAGCCAUUCGAGUCCGUCGAAGUCAACUGGAACACCGACAACGAGGGAUCCACCGAUGCAAGCUUCCAAGAGCACUAUGGCAUCACUUGGUGGAAGAUCACAAAGGCUCCCUGGUAUUCGCCCUUCACCUGGGAGCUGACCGUGAAUGUCCGAGACACCUACCACUACAUCUUCGCGGAUGAGACGAACACGUCCGGUGGCAUGUACCAUCUCGACUGCUUCAAGACAGGAAUCCAUACAGUGCAGUAUCGGUCUGAUAAACCAAAGAUCCACAAGGUCUCCGGAAGCUAG